AUGCCGGCCUCGUACGUUCCAUCGGCAACUUACGCUCCUUCGACGCCUUCCCAGAGCGGAACAGUCGUUAGCGGAACAACCGUUGGCGACACCACAAUUGCAAGCCUGUGGACGCGUCAUGAGGCGCUCAAAACCGUUGAAGCGGACAAAAACAGCCUGAUCGAGGAGAUCCUGUUUCGCUAUGAAUUUCUCAGCGACCAGCUCAAAAAAGAAUGCGAAGACCAUGACCGCGAGCGCGAGUACAACCGCCAGUCCCAGCGUAGCAUCAAAGAACUCGAAGAUCGUAUCCGGCGGAUGAAGGCAUUUAUGGAACGUGAUCCAUUCAUCCUCGUACUUAUCGAUGGCGACGGCAUGAUUUUUCAGGACGACCUGCUCCAAGAGGGUGAGAGUGGCGGCAGAAAAGCGGCCCAUAGCCUCCAUGCUGAAGUCAGCGAAUACAUCCAGACGAUUGAAUCCGGCUUGCCAUCUGACGUCAAAAUCGUUACGCGCGUCUACGCCAACGUCACAGGACUCGCUGAGACGUGCAUCCGAGCCGGUAUUGUCGACAAGGCCUCUGCGAUUGAUGACUUUGUGCGUGGCUUUACUCGCGGAAAGAAUUUGUUCGACUUUGUCGAUGUCGGCCCUGGAAAAGAUCGGGCCGACGACAAGUUGACAGAAACCUUCAAGCUAUAUCUCUACGACUUCCACUGCCAUCACAUCCUCUUUGGGUGCUCACAUGACAAUGGAUAUGCACGUCUUUUGGAAGAGUACACAACCGACCAGGGUUUUGUCAGUCGCAUCACGCUUUUAGAGGGCGUCCCAUUCGAAAAAGAGCUUGUCACGCUGCCUUUUAUGACCAAAAAGUUUGAGAACCUCUUCCGCUCCCAAAUAACCCCAUUUGCUCCACCAGGACUCGGUACCACACCCCUCUAUGGAAACCCAAUCUCAAACCAAGCCUUCCCCCUCCGUCCAACAAAGGAGCCAUCCACACCCACCCUCGCUACCACCUGGGCCGCCGCGGUUCAAAAACCAGCCCCAUCCCCCUCCCUCACGCCCGCAGCGCCACUCAAAGCCACCACAGCCUCGACCCUCGCCCUGACUCCCACAGCCAUCCUCCACAACCGCAAAGGCCAGCGCGUCGACCCCGCAGUCCGCAACUACGACAAAGAGGAAGUCUCGCGCGUAAAGCGGCUCAAGAUGUGCAACGUGCACUUCCUGCGACGGGACUGCCCCUUCGGGAGCGCGUGCACGCACCGCCACGACUACAAGCCCACAGCGACAGAGCUGCAGACGCUGAGGCUGGUGGCGAGGAUGGCGCCGUGCGAUUAUGGCAGUGCGUGUCAGGAUGUCAAGUGUAUCUACGGGCAUGUCUGUCCGGCGCCGCAGAAGAAGGGGAUGGGCGGGAAGGGGUGCAUCUUUGGUGAGACUUGUAAGUUUCCGAUGGAGUUGCAUGGGAUUGAUUUGGAGGUUGUGCGGUUCACCAAGGUGUGA
Molecule: messenger RNA, 1470 nt
Organism: Coniosporium apollinis CBS 100218
Lineage: Eukaryota; Fungi; Ascomycota; Dothideomycetes
Exons: 6
Coding region: 1-1470 (489 amino acids)
Molecular function (GO): metal ion binding
Source: RefSeq, a predicted model, not a curated record